AUGGCUCGACUCGGGGUAGCAAAGGUUAAGACGGGCUGUGUAACCUGCAAAAUUCGAAGAGUCAAAUGUGAUGAAGCACGCCCGGCAUGCAACAGGUGCGUAAGCACGGGCCGAAGGUGCGACGGCUAUGUGACACCGCCAACGGGAACAUAUUCAUGGGCUCAGCUACUCCGCGUCCAUCCGCCUCCGACCCAGGCCGCGACGGACGCAGAACUCCGGGCCUUGAGUUUCUUCCGCAAAGUUGUCGCCCCCGUCUUGUCCGGGCCCUUGGAUAGUUACUUCUGGACCCAUCUUGUCUCCCAGGUCUCUCACCAGGAGCUUGCUGCGAAACAUGCCGCAUUGACCAUCAGUUCGCUGUACGAGAAGUUCAAGGAGGAUCCCCUAGACCGGCACUCGGAGAAGAACGCCUUUGCGGUCGCGCACUACAACGAGGCGAUCAAACACCUCCGAACAACGAACAACCAGGAAACGGUUCUGUUCGUGUGCAUCCUCUUUGUGUGUAUCGAUAUGCUCCGCGGCGAAUGCAAGGGUGCCAUCGACCACUGCAGGCAUGGCAUCAACAUCCUCAAUGGGUUGAGGUCCACAUCGCGAUUCGUUCGAGAUCACCUAGAACCGGCUUUCUGUCGCCUUGGAGUAUUCCCCUUCUUCUUCGGUGCUCGACCAGAAACGUUCCCGACCAUACCGGACCCGUGUCCAGUUCCAGUGCCUCCAUUCUACAACUUAAAACAGGUUCAAGGUGCGCUGGACCCGUUGCUCGUGCGGGCGAUUCGCUUCGUACGGGCCGCUGACGAGUAUCGCCUGGGUGAUGAGGCGCAUCCCAAGCCAGAUCUUUCAAUAAUGCAGGACAGAGAUGAGAUGGACGAGAUGCUGGAUGACUGGGCCGCGGCAUUCCAAGCGUACAUGGUGCAGAAGUCCCCGAAUAACUGCCAGCGCGCGGCCAUGCGAGAAGAGCUCGUCGAAAGGUUGCUCGAGAUGAAAUGGCUCGUGGGCAAAAUUUGGCUCAGCACGUGUUUCUCUCGUGGAGAAGGAGUUUACGAUUUACAUCUGGACAAGUUCCAGCGGAUCAUAGAUCUUGGACGCGAAGUCGAAUCCAUCUUCCGAGAAAUGUGGCAGAAGUUUGACCGGGCCAAAUUCACCUUUGAGAUGGGGUUUAGCCCCUUGCUGGGAUUCGUCUUUAUCAAGUGCCGGUCCUUGAGCUUACGAAUCGCUGCUCUGGGUCUCAUGAAGACCAUUGCGCAUGAGAGGGAGAACCUCUGGGACUUCAACACUGUUCAGGCGUUUGGGCGCAAGAUUGUUGAGUUCGAGCACGAGCUAGAUCUGGGACCGGACGAAGAUAUUGCAAGUGUCGUCGACGACGGAACAUUGCCACCGGAAGGACGACGAAUUCAAGACUCGGCUAUGCAGGACGAGGUCCGCUUCGUCCACGAGAAGAACGGCGCCAUCGCCAUGUGGAAGAAGGUCGCUCUCUUGAUGAGGGAGCACGGCGGGCCUAUCACGGUCCAAGAAGAGUGGUUUCGAGUACAAUUGAAGCGCAAGCCAUGA
Messenger RNA from Colletotrichum phormii, 1542 nucleotides. Its product is annotated as C6 zinc finger protein. Gene Ontology annotation, molecular function: zinc ion binding; DNA-binding transcription factor activity, RNA polymerase II-specific. Bases 1 to 1542 code for a protein of 513 amino acids. The transcript has 2 exons. Lineage: Eukaryota; Fungi; Ascomycota; Sordariomycetes; Glomerellales; Glomerellaceae. The record is from RefSeq and is a predicted model, not a curated record. Gene Ontology annotation, biological process: regulation of DNA-templated transcription.